Oenanthe melanoleuca is the source of this 5199-nucleotide messenger RNA. Its product is annotated as polyamine-modulated factor 1-binding protein 1-like. Lineage: Eukaryota; Metazoa; Chordata; Aves; Passeriformes; Muscicapidae. The transcript has 15 exons. Bases 2619 to 4343 code for a protein of 574 amino acids. The record is from RefSeq and is a predicted model, not a curated record.
GCUCCCCCUGCCCUGAGCCUCAGCAGUGACCUUGAGCCAUCUGGGUCUGGGCUCUGUGAGUGGCUGGGAGGCUGCAGAGCUGCCCUGGGCUGAGCUCAGCUGGAGCAUUUGCUCUUGGCUGUGGGGACAGCCAAGCCCAGCACCAUCUCCUGGCUGGGCAGCUCCUGCCAAUGACUAUCUCCCAAGCCUCAGAGUGGUUGUGCUAUUUAUUAAUCCAUGAUUAUUUUCCAUCUAAUUGUCUCCUUGCUGACAUAUGCACAAUGCCCUGAGUGUUGCAGGGUGCUGUGCCAGACCCACCUCCUGCACCUCAGCACUGAUCCAUCCUUGUUUCAGCAGUGCCACCUUCAUUUUGCAUAGACUGUGCUUGGGUCAUCCCCAUUCCUUCCAGGUCAUCUACCACAGAGCUUCAGAGCACAUGGAAAUGGGGAUUGCAGUGAAUGAGUCCAGGACAAGCUGCCACCCCCCAGCCCCCUGCCUCUCUUCCCUGUGUUCCCACCACGUGUCCAUGUGGAUGCUCUGAGCAUCACAGAGUUAAGCUGUCACCCAUGAGGCAGGACUGGACAGAUUUAUGCCAGGGCUUGGUGCUUUUUUCAUGGUACAGCAUCUCAGUUGGGAAUUUCCUUGACUGCCUGUGCCUGUGCCCUGGCUCAGCACUGCCCAUAUAGCAAGGGAACUUCCAUCUCCUCCUGCUGUGUCUUCCUGCAUCCAGGGGCUGUAAUUCCUUUACAGGAAAGUAUUGCCAGCUGCUAAAGAUAUAGGGGAAAUUUGGAAUGAUUUUCCCCUUCCUUCCUGGCUCCUCCUUUUCCUGGAUAUAAAAUUCUCCACUGCCAAGAUUAUCUGAAAGUUUUAAAUUCUUCCCAAGAGCAGCUGAGUUUUGCAGGUGCUGGUUUUGUUCCAGAGCAAGGAACCAAGAAAAUUACAGGUACCUGAUGACAACAGCAUGAAAACUCUUCAUGCAGCCUUAUCACAGAGUCUGUGCAGAUACCCCUGAUUUCCCAUUAUUUUCCUUUUUUAAGGUGGGUAAGACACUCUUGUCUCUCCAGCAGCUCCCUGCACACUGCAGUGCAAACCAGCAGAUGGAAAAGCAGCCCUGGUCAAUGGCCCUGAGCAAGCAGCUCAGAGCAGAGUGCAAAGGCUGAGUGAGGCUGUUAAACUGCAGACAGAAACACAUCACUGCCUGUUCUGCCUCAGCAUUGUCUGUACUGCCCCACAGUACUCUAGGCUAGGAUUUUAACUAUUAGAGAGAAAAAAAUGAUGUAAUGGUGUUUAUGAUGCUGAGAAAGCAAAAUGGAUGGUUAGGACCUAUUCUAAAAAGGGGGAAGGUGUGUCCUUCUCUGUACUUACUACAGAGGCACCUUCUGUACAGGAGGAAUUCCCUUCAAAAAUCCAGCAGUUCAGAAUUGAAACUUGCAUGCUUUUAUUUGAUCUGAAUUUCCUGACCUGUCUUUUGUAACAGAUGUUCCCACAACAUUGUGGAAGAAUUACAAACUCCAGAACUUACUUUCUUGAGUGUUUAUUUCCCUGUCAUGUUCUGGCUCUUGGACAAUGAGUUAGUCUGCUUAGCAGGGGAAAAAGCCAACCAAACCCACAAAAAACUCCAAAAAAAACACCAAACACCCGUAAAUGGGACUCUGAAGUGAUCUUAAUCCAGUGGUUUGUGAUCUAGGACAGAAGGAAUACUCUGUCCCAUGCAUCCUAUUCCCAGAGUGGGUAGGAGCAGCUGCUUUGAACUCCCAGAGCUGCACUAGGCUUUGUCUCCAGGUUUGCCUGGAGCAUUGUUUAAGCUCCUUCUCCACCAAACAUUCCCAGUGCAGGGCCUUUCUUGGCAGCUGGAUGUGGAAUGUCCAGGUGGUCCUUCUGAGGAGAGCUCCAGGAGUUCCAUGGCUCCAAGAGGUGACAGAGCAGUGGGGUGCCUGGUGCUCUGUCAGCACUCACACAGUGGGUGCAGGUUUGCCCUGGAUCCCCGUGGGCAGCACACGAGGCACAGGGGCCCCAGUGCCCCCAGCCAGGCCAGCUCUGGGAGCCAGCAUUGCCCAGGGAGCAGGGACUGAGCUGGGGCUGCAGGGCCAUGUCAGGGGUCCAAUGCAAGUUCUCCUCCAAGCUGAGCUACGACAUGGUCACAUUUCAUGGCCACAGCAUCGCCCUGGGUGACCUCAAGCACCAGAUCAUGGCCUGUGAGAGGCUGAAGGAGCCAACCGUGAGAGAAGCUGUGUCUGCUGCACUGCUGGAAGUGUCCAAGUCCAGGUUGGAUGGGGCUUGGAGCAGCCUGGUCUGGUGGGAAUGCUCCUUUACCUGUCCCUGACGGUGGAACAGGAUGGUGGCUGAGGUCCCCCAGCCCAGCCGUUCCAUGGCUCCAUUGACCCUCCGUGGGCUGGAGCCGCUGGUGCCCAGCAGGGCAGGGGGCGUUGCCUGGCAACGGGAGUUGUGAUGAAGAGGAGCACGGGCAGCGCAGGCUCCAGUUCUGCAGGGGAUGAGGAAGGAGCAAGGAGCUGCUGCUGCUCAUCCUUUUCAUUGUUGCUUUUGCCCAUCGCUGCUGCCAUCCCUUUGGUUCAUCCCUUUCAUCAUCCCUUUUGCUCAUCCUGACAGACCCAGCUGGGCAGGAAGGCUUGUGAUCAACCAUGGAUGAAGAGACAAGCAAUAUCCCUGCAGACACGGCAACAUCCCUGGAGGCACUCAGCCUCCCCCAGCUGCUGGAUCUUGCCAUUGGGGCACCUGAGCGUGGCACUGUGCAUUUUGCAGCCAUACGAAAACUGCUGGAGGUUGUGCUGAUGCACCUGGACUCGCACUACCUGACCACCCAGGAGCCGUGGAUGGGCCAGCUGGGUGGCCCCUCACUCGCCGACAUGGCCUCUAGCAUGGAUCAGAUGAAGAAGGACUUUCAAAACUACAAAAAAAAGUCUAAGGGUCAUCAAGAUGAUAUUGGUGGGAUAAAGGCAGAAAAUUCCCGUAUGGCUGAGGACAUCAAGAACAUGCAGGAGGCACAGGCAAUGGCUGCUGCCAAGCAUCUUCAGGAGACAGAAAGUUUAAAGACUGCCCAGCGUCGCCUGAUAGAGGACAUGAAGAAGAUCCAGAACUCACGGGACGAGGACAUGGCUGCCGUCCAGGAAGUCCGGGACGGGAUUGACAAGAUAAAGGCUCAACUGGCCCUCAUAGAGGAAGAAAUAAAGAAGAUAAAGGAUGCCCUUGCUUUAUUGAAGAAGCUGGAGGAGGACAUUAAAAAGCUGAGGACAGAAACAGCCACGUGGAAAGAAGAGAUUAACAAGGAGAUCUCUCAGAAAUUUGAGGCUAUGAAGCAGGAGACAAAGCGUGAGCUGAAGAGGAUGGAGGAGCAGCAGGAGAUGAGGAAUGCCAUGCUGCAGCAGCUGGUGGCUGAGACAGCCAACCAGCUGAACGAGCAGAAUCAGGAGCUGGCACAGCAAAUGGAAGCCAAAUUUGUGCAGAUUCAGAGGGACUAUGAGAAGCUCAGCUUUGCCUCAGGGAGUCUCCAGAAGGACUCUCAACAAAAGCAGAAAGCAAUAGAGAUGCUGUUCCAGUCUCUGGAGAAGCUGCAGAAGGAGAAAGCAGAUGAGCAGGACAUGUUGGCAGCAAUAGACCUGAAGGCAGACAAAGCUGCCUUGGACAGCAAAGUCGAUUCCAGUCAGUUUGAAGAGAACAUGGAGCAGCUGGAUGAGAGGAUGCAGGAUUUGCAGAGCCAGAUUUCAGACCAGGAGCAGCACUGGAACGAGGUGCUGCAGAAGUUCAGUGAUGCAAUGGAAGGGAAGAUGGAUCGGAUGGAGCUGAAGGCUUUCCGUAAGCACCUGGAGGAGUCUUUGAACAGAAGCAUUGACAAUUUUGAAAAGAGAGUGAAAGAUGACGGUGGUGCUGGGAUUAAGAGGCAGCUGCCAGUGCCCUUCUCGUGCCUGUCCUGUGACCGCAUGCUCUCCAUGCAGGUUCCUGGCCCGUACCCCGAGACACUCCCAUAUUUGCAGCCACUACCCCUCAGCAUGGAGACCCGGCACAGCCAAAGGAGGUCAGUGGUCCAUGGCAGUGUCCCCCGUGUGCCUCAGAGCUGUGGGGACUAUCAGAGCAGCAGCUCCACAAUGCAGCACAUCGUUGCUUCACCAAAUACAAGUGCACAGAUGCAGCGUCUCCUGGUUCUAUCCAACAAGUCCAGAGAGACCCAGCUGCUGGGCAGUGGUGGACUCAUCCCGAGGGGCCAGAAUGACCAGCUUGCUGUGGUGACCAGGGCACAGGAUGAGUCAGGUACAGCCCCCCAAAACACCUGGGCACCUGGGCUGGCCCAGCCCCGCCGGACAACAACCACCCCCACCCAGCUGGACGGGACCCAGCGCCCAGUGCUCUAACUGGGACAGUUUAUCGGAAGCCAGAGAAGCCCGCAAUGACGGCCACUAGAAACAUGACUCUUUAGUUGUCUUAAGUUAAUAAAAACCGUUAAAAUUACAGGCAGAGCCUUGUCUCACCAGCCUCUCUCUCCCCCGGGCUCCCUGAUGCUCCUUAAGCUCCUUCCCCCCGCUGUGGCUCUGCCUCCAGGCCGAGCAGAUCGUGCCUGGGCCAGGCCCUGAGGCUGCUGCUGCUGCCGCGGCGCUGCGGGUGGUUCUGGGGCUGCGGGAGGGCUCUGGGGCUGCGGGUGGCUCUGGGGCUGCGGCCGCUCUGGGAGCAGCAGAGGCCGCGGCCCUGACGAUGGUGCCCGGCUGGCAGUGCUGGCGCUGCCGGCCCGGUGCCGCUGCAAUCCCCGCGGGCAGGUGCCGAUGGUGCCCGGCUGGCACUGCCGGCCCGGUGCCGCUGCAAUCCCCGCGGGCAGGUGCCGAUGGUGCCCGGCUGGCAGUGCCGGCGCUGCCGGCCCGGUGCCGCUGCAAUCCCCACAGCAGCGCUGCCGCCGCCUCAGGAGCCGCUCGGGCCCCGGCCCGCAGCCCCGAGUGCGGCUGUGCCUUCAUCUCUGCACCGCCACAGCCCGAGCUCGUUUGUCACCUUCCUCCUGCUCUGCCCUUCUCGGGGGCAGCACCAGGGGCUGGCCCAGCGGGUUUCCUCCCGCAGCGCUCCCUGUCAGAGCUGCUUUGCCCGGGCACCGCGGGGGUCCCGCAGCCCGGGGCUGAUCCUGCACGGCUCACGAUGGUAUAAAAGUGUUCAUUAGCCACGUAUUCUACUUCAGGCGGCCAGAGAGACCCAUAACUGCCUUGAGCCGCCUUUCCAUGUUACUGA